GCACAGAGAACCAAAAUGUCAGCAAAUAAAUAAGGCUACUCCAAGUAAUUGCUCAAGACCUUCUGAAUUAUAAAAUGUAUUACACCAGAGUUAAGAUCUGAAAGAAGGGAUGGAUAGGAAACACUAGAAAUAAACACAUUUUCAGCACAGGUAUGCCUACCUUUCUAGAAAAUGCAAUGAAAACAGAAAAACAAUGUGACAGAAGAAAAGGAGAACAAGCUAGUCCUUUUAUCUCAUCUGGAAGGCUGGAAAAGCUGUGUGGGAGAAACAAAACCCUUUGUAGCAUAUUUUGUUAUUAUAUCAUGUCUUCUGAAGCACUGAAAUAGAGCAGUGCCAAACUUUAUACAAAUUUUCUCAGAAUUAACCAGAUAGGAAAUCGAGGAGAGGCAGUAGCCAUGCUGUGCUACUAUUUAAACAAUAAGGACUUUGUACUUUGCCUGGAAUUCGUGUAAAACCUGCAUAGCUGUUCCCAUUUGAUGGCUGUUCCAGUUCACUGGCUGUUGCUGGCAGGGAUCCCAGUGUGUCCAUGCUGGAGAGAGGGGGAAGGGAGAGCAAGAAGAACAGGAGCCAGUUCCUGCCUGCUUUCACCCACACACCUUUUAGAGAAUCAGGACUGCUCAGCACAUCCAGGAGCAAGAGGGAUUUCGGAACCAGAAUAACUGAGAAGAGGAAUUUGUAUGAGUGACAGACUAUGUACCUGUUUCAUAAAAUGGAAAACUAUGAAGUUUACCAUGGGAAACAAGGGAGAUACUUAAACAUUUGGCUAAUCUUGUGCCUGUUUCCAAGAACCUGUGUAUCAAAUCCUUCCAAACCUAACUUUUUACUGAUACUGGCUGAUGACCUUGGUAUUGGAGAUGUGGGUUGCUAUGGCAAUGAUACAAUAAGGACCCCUAACAUUGAUGGCCUGGCAAAGGAUGGAGUGAGACUUACUCAGCACAUUGCUGCAGCAGCUGUCUGUACUCCAAGCAGAGCUGCUUUCCUGACUGGCAGAUACCCCAUCAGAUCAGGCAUGGCAUCCAGUACUCAAAGGCAGGUUCUCUUCUGGAAUGGUGGUUCGGGGGGACUCCCACCAAAUGAAACUACUUUUGCCAGAAUACUCUACCAGCAAGGUUAUUCUACAGCACUUGUAGGGAAGUGGCAUAUGGGUGUGAACUGCAAAACCCGCCAUGACCACUGCCACCAUCCUUUAAAUCAUGGUUUUGAUUAUUUUUAUGGUAUGCCUUUUACCCUUGUCAAUGAGUGUCAAGGCACAGAUGACCCUGAAUUGGCCAAGUCUUUGCAAGAUACGUAUUGGUUUUACACUCAGAUGAUCAUCCUUGCAGUAUUUACUCUUGUGAUUGGAAAACUUGCCAAUUUAUUCCCAGUAAAAUGGAAAAUAAUCAUCUGUCUGGCUAUCUGUGGUCUCCUUCAUUUCAUCUCCUGGUUCUCCAGCUAUGGUUUCACCAAGUACUGGAACUGCAUCCUGAUGAGAAACCAUGAUAUCACUGAACAACCAAUGAACCUACAAAAAACUACUUCUAAUGUGCUGAAGGAGGCAAUUACAUUCAUUGAAAGAAACAAGCAUAGACCAUUUCUUCUCUUUGUUUCCCUUUUACAUGUUCACACCCCUCUCAUUACCACAGAGAAGUUUCAGGGAAGAAGCAGGCAUGGCCUGUAUGGAGAUAAUGUAGAGGAGAUGGACUGGAUGGUGGGCAAGCUUGUGGAUGUUAUUGACAAAGAGGACUUGAAGAAUACCACAUUCAUUUAUUUUGCAUCGGAUCAUGGAGGAUUCUUAGAGGCUCACAGAGGAAAUUCUCAAUUGGGUGGAUGGAAUGGGAUAUAUAAAGGUGGAAAAGGAAUGGGAGGCUGGGAAGGAGGAAUCCGUGUCCCAGGUAUAGUUAGAUGGCCAGGAGUGUUGCCUGCGGGGACAGUUAUCGAUGAACCUACAAGCCUCAUGGACAUUUAUCCUACAGUAGUUCAACUGGCUGGAGGAGCAGUGCCUCAGGACAGGGUCAUGGAUGGGCACACCUUGCUGCCCCUGCUGCAGGGGACAGAGCAGCACUCCAGGCACGAGUUCCUGUUCCACUACUGCGGUGUGUUCCUGCACGCAGUGCGCUGGCACCAGAAGGACAGUGGCACCGUAUGGAAAGCUCAUUAUGCUACUCCAGUAUUUCAGCCAGAAGCCUCUGGGGCCUGUUUCAGAAGAGGAAUUUGUCCAUGUUUCGGGGAUGGUGUAACCCAUCAUGACCCUCCACUGCUGUUCAACCUCUCACAAGAUCCAUCUGAGGCAAAUCCUCUCUCAGCUGACACUGAGCCCUUGUUUGACACUGUGGUGAGGAGAAUGAGAAGAGCAGUGGAAGAGCACAGCAAGACUCUGACCCCAGUCCCACAACAGCUGUCUCCUUACAAUAAUAUAUGGAAGCCAUGGCUGCAGCCAUGCUGUGGCACAUUCCCGUUCUGUUGGUGUCAUGAAGAAAAUAGCAAAGCAUAGUCUAAUACCAAAGUACAGUUAGCUUUAAAGAAAUUGAUAAUUUUUCACAUUCACAUGACUACAGUCAUAAAGAGAUUAAAGAUUAAAUUAUACUGGGAUAACAAAAAGGGACAUUAGUGACUGGUUUUUUUCUACCUUUUCUCUUAUCAAUGGUAAUUAAUUAAGGCUGUGGUAAAAAAAAUAAAUAAAAAUUAGGGGUCAUCUGUAUAAUCUAUCCCUCAAGUGAAUAAUUCAGGAUUAAAUACCAAAUAAAUGAAUCAAAGUUUAUUUUCUUACUGACUUACAAUUCAAGCAAAUUAUGACAGAUAAAAAAGCAAAUUUUCAAUAGCAAUUGUCUGUAUACAAAAUAUGCUUGUUGAGAGAACAGGACUGAGCCCAAGAGAGUAUCCCUAUUCAGGCCAUAUGUUUUUAAUGAAAAGUAACCAUUUGCACAAAAAUGAAAGGAUUAUGAAAAUGAAAAAAAUAAUGAAAUGUAAAAUUGCACAUUUAAUUUUGAAAGAUACCAAAAUGCAUUGGCCUCUCAGAAAUAAACACCUAUUAAAUUAGAGCAAUUUUUUGCUUCAUUAUCUGUACAUUGAUUUGUCUGUCAUGAAAGAUUUCGUGGGGAAAACUGAACUGACAAGGAUGUUUUAAAAAUUAGAUAGGUAAAGUUAGCAUCUCAAGAGCAGUAGCAAAGUACCUAGCUAUUCUGAAAUGUUAAACCACAACAAUUCUUACUGAUAUGUGUUUUACAUGUAGUUAGGUCAUCUCACUUGUAAGAACUCCUGGCUGCCUUAAGAAGAUUGCAAAAUUUGGGAUCUAUCUGUGAGACCACUUCAUAAGCCUGAAUGUCCUACUUGAGUGACAAUGCCUCUGAUUUCAUAGGAAUGCCAUUAUGCCUCCUGAAAAAUAUUCUUUGUUCAGUGAAAAAACACUAUGUUUUCAGUAGGAGGUGUUAAAAAAAAUCACCUCACAGUAUCAUCACAGGUCAUCUUCCCCAAGCCAAACAAGUCUCAGUACUCUGUACAGUCAUUAGGGAAAAGGAGGGUAUUAAAAUACCUAAUCCUCUCUUGCUGCCCUUAGGUUAAAUAAAUUCAUCUCUCAAGAUAUAAUCCUAACCAUGCUC
Molecule: messenger RNA, 3575 nt
Organism: Passer montanus (Eurasian tree sparrow)
Lineage: Eukaryota; Metazoa; Chordata; Aves; Passeriformes; Passeridae
Product: arylsulfatase D-like
Exons: 11
Coding region: 692-2470 (592 amino acids)
Molecular function (GO): arylsulfatase activity
Source: RefSeq, a predicted model, not a curated record